Molecule: messenger RNA, 1167 nt
Organism: Branchiostoma belcheri (Belcher's lancelet)
Lineage: Eukaryota; Metazoa; Chordata; Leptocardii; Amphioxiformes; Branchiostomatidae
Product: low-density lipoprotein receptor-related protein 2-like
Exons: 7
Coding region: 1-1167 (388 amino acids)
Molecular function (GO): protein binding
Source: RefSeq, a predicted model, not a curated record
AUGAUCAACGGCUUAGGGAACAUGUCACCAACUACAACAUCGCUGGCACUACUGUGGAAUCUGUGCCACUGUCUUACAGCUGCAUAUGCGCUGACAGGUGGCUGGGUGGAGACCGAUCCAACAUGGGUGACACCUGACGACUGGGAGACCGAAGACGGCGUCCGCCAUCUUGCUGGCUACGUUCUGGACGGCAACAUGAGAACCGGCUGGCAGCGGGCAGCUGAAGAGGACACAUGGCGGCUUACAUUUGACCUGCAGACCCCCGUAACACUCUCUCGAAUUCACAUGUGGUACUAUCACACCAGGGAUGUAACGGUCUUAUGCUCAAUGUCAUUAGUGAAGAGGUUUGAGACCGUGAAACAAGCCCCUGCACCACAACAUUCUGGUGCAGUAACAGACGGAGAAAUACAUAUGAGUGAAGUUGAUCUGAGUGGGUUUCUCGCUACCGGGCAGUUUUGGCGCCUGCAAUUUUCUAGCAUCUUUCUAAAACCUUUCGAAAUCAUGGAGGUCAAGUUUUUCCAAGCCUGCUCCGGAUUAGAGAAGAAAGUCUGUUCAGACGGCGACUGUGACGUAUAUGAUGUGAUCUGUGACGGCAUAGUGGAUUGUGUGGAUGGAAGCGAUGAAGAAAACUGUGAUGAAGAAACUUGUUCCAAUGGGGCCAUAGUCAGCAAGUCACAAGUGUGCGAUGGCACAGACGACUGUGGAGACAAUACAGACGAACAACACUGCUGCGAGCGAAAAGACAAGAUGGCCUGUAACGAUGGGCAGUGUAGAGAGUUUCGAAAAGAAUGCAAAGAUGACAGCCGGGUUUCCUGUGGACACCUAACACAUCUCUACUCCAGAUGUGACGAAACAGAGGAUUGUAGCGACGGCAGCGACGAGUAUUGUCACUGUUACUAUCUCAGCGACAAAGGGACAAGCUACAGGGGUCGUGCAGACCGGAACAGAUCCUGUCAGUUCUGGACAUCUCAGUACCCCCACGCUCAUAACCACACUCCCGAGGCCUACCCAUCGGCAGGGCUGGAGCUGAACUACUGCCGGAACCCGGACGGGAAGGACAGGCCGUGGUGCUACACCAACAACCCGCUUGUCAGGUGGAGGUACUGCGAUGAUGUAUUCGCCUGUGACGGUAAAAUCGGCGCCCAAUUUUUGUUUCGUCAGACAUAA